AUGUCGCAAGCAUUUGAACUGCCAGUCCUCAUAGUAGGAGGCGGUCUGGUAGGAUUGACGCUUGCUCAAGCACUCCAAAAAGCUGGGAUUGCUUGUAUCGUCUAUGAGCGAGAUUACGCACUCGAGACUGAACAUGGCGGAGGAUGGGCAAUCACAGUGCAUUGGGCUCUAGAAGCGUUGAGAGAGUGCCUGCCUAGCAAUCUGUUUCAGCGGCUAGAUGAUAUCCAGGUAGACCGCGAGCAGGGAAUCAAGGACACUGGACGGUUUCUUUUCCUCGACAUGGCAACAGGAAAGCCCAAGUACGAGGUUCCACCGAGUCCUCGGAAACGGGUCAAUCGUCGACUUUUGCGCAACUUGCUUGGAGAAGGAAUUGAUAUUCGUUUCAACAAGAGACUCAAGUCUUUUGAGAUUAAGGACGACAAAACUGUCAUGGUGAGGUUCGAAGAUUCCAGCUCUGUCUGUGGGAGCCUGCUCAUUGGAUGCGAUGGUAGUAACUCGAAGGUUAGGCACUUGUUAUUUGGUGACAGGCCUGAGGAGGCACGGUUGUAUAGGCUGCCAGUGCGUGCGAUGGGUGCCACUGUGCGGAUGACGGAGAACCAGAUCUUUCCGUUGCGGAGAAUUGACCCGCUACUUUUCCAGGGCUGCCAUCCAGAGACAGGUAUUUUCUUGUGGUAUAGCACGAUCAGCACACCAGCGCUCAAUGGCUCGGAAGGCAGGAGUGAGCCAUACUAUGAAGGCCAGCUUAUCAUCUCUUGGAAGUACGUUUCUUGUUCCGACGAGGUUCCCACUGGAAAUAUGGACCGAAUACGGAAGCUGCGCUCGAUGGUUUCGCAGUUCGAGGAAAGUCUUCGGGUCGCCGUUGAGAACGUUUCCGAGGACACGGAAAUAAAGGAAAUCAGGUUACAGGACUGGCCAACGCGACCUUGGCUCAACCACGGUGGACUAGUCACCCUUGCAGGUGAUUCCGGCCAUGCCAUGACCAUGUACCGUGGUGAGGCUUUCAACCAUGGUGUUACUGAUGUGGCAUCGUUGUUGAAGCAAUUAGUCAGGGUUCGGGAUGGAAGUGAGAGUUUGCAAAGUGUCGUGCCAGCCUACGACACUGAACUUCUCGCAAGAACGCACGAAGCCGUUUUGCUGAGUAGACAAGCUUGUAUCGAUGCUCACGAUCCAGAUAACUUGUCGAGCGAUUCUCCUCUGGUCAGUAAGAGGGCUAGGAUAUUGGUUUCAGCCAAAGAAGUAUCUGAGGAUGCUGUUGACACUGGAGGACACGAACAUAGACGUGGGAUCCGAGGUGAAGAAUUGCUUGGUUCCUAUACAAAGGAUGGUUAUGCCUGGUUCAUGCGCACAGACCUCGAGCAAAAGUGUGAGGACUACGCCCGCAAUUUUGUUCUUACUGACCGGGACGUGACUGUGCUCGCAUGCCGGGAAAAGUGUGGGGAGGGAGCAGAGAAACAACUGAAAACUGGUGGGUGGAAGCUAAUCAGAAGUUAG
Molecule: messenger RNA, 1491 nt
Organism: Lithohypha guttulata
Lineage: Eukaryota; Fungi; Ascomycota; Eurotiomycetes; Chaetothyriales; Trichomeriaceae
Exons: 3
Coding region: 1-1491 (496 amino acids)
Molecular function (GO): FAD binding
Source: RefSeq, a predicted model, not a curated record